UCAAUUUGACAUAAACGUCUAAAAAACGCCUGGAUUGUUUCUUUCCAUUGGCUUAAAAUUGUCAUGCAUUUUUUCUCCCGCGCUAUAUAAACAGUUUGCCAAAGUUUUGUUUUGCGAUACCAUACCACUGCGUCUAGGUGAACACUGCAAUGAAAAUGGUGAUUCCGUAUGUGAUAGUUUUGCUAUGUCUUGUGUCGCCAUCAACUCAAUUCAACCCAUUUAACAAUUUUGGACAAGAUGGUUUCGAUAUUGGACAAGGAAUAGGAAAUACCCAAGUAUUUGACGAUGCAGAAAGCGCCUCUAUAAUUCAAACAGGAGAAAGCUUUCCCGCUCAGGUUUCUGUAGUAGAUAGUGGUCCUGCUGAUAUAGGUCCUGUAGGCGGAGGAGGUGAUGGAUUUGGGGGUCUUCUCAUGAUGGGACUUCCUCUUUUACUCCUCUUGGCGGCAUUAGGAGGAGGUGCUGGACUGACAGCUACUGCAGCUACUCCAGCUGCUGCAGCAGCUGCCGCUGCCACGGCAUGUCCAGUUUGUACAACGCCAGUACAGGCAACAUGUCCUACAACAGCAGCACAAUGUAGCCCUAGAGCAGCAUGUCCAGCAGGUUUUGCGGUUGUUACAAAUGCGGAUGCAAAUAAAUGCUACAGAGUAAUAGACACUGAUUCUGCAAAUUAUCGUGCUGCAAGUGUUGCGUGUUCUACUGCGGGAGGAUCACUUUUUGAGGCUAGAUCGACACAAGAAUUAAAUGCAAUACGGGAAAUUAUACCGACGAGUAAUCCGGCUCCUGGUUAUUACAUUGGAUUCAACAACAUUGGCGCUGCUACUAGUAACCCAACAGGGGUGCACACCGGUGUCUCGCUUCCAGCUAAUGGACAAAUUCCGGAUUUUUCUGGUACUACGGUCGACUGUGUACAGGUUAGGAAAACUGGAACUUUUGAAGUAAAAGAUUGUGGUGCACCUGCAAAGGUACUCUGUGAAGCGAGAUUGGACAAGGUCAACUGUGUGUGUCCGUAG
Messenger RNA from Mytilus trossulus (common blue mussel), 1010 nucleotides. RefSeq lists its product as uncharacterized. The record is from RefSeq and is a predicted model, not a curated record. Bases 150 to 1010 code for a protein of 286 amino acids. The transcript is spliced from 8 exons. Lineage: Eukaryota; Metazoa; Mollusca; Bivalvia; Mytilida; Mytilidae.